This is a messenger RNA of Hipposideros armiger (great roundleaf bat), 3771 nucleotides long. It is a transcript of the gene MATN2, whose product is annotated as matrilin 2. Lineage: Eukaryota; Metazoa; Chordata; Mammalia; Chiroptera; Hipposideridae. The record is from RefSeq and is a predicted model, not a curated record. The transcript has 19 exons. The coding region runs from base 1 to 2763 and encodes 920 amino acids. Gene Ontology annotation, molecular function: calcium ion binding.
AUGGAAAAGAUGCUGGUGGGCUGCUUUCUGCUGAUCCUUGGACAGAGCCUCCUCCUCCCUGCUGAGGCCAGAGAGUGGCCACCCUCGAGGUCCAUCUCCAGAGGGAGACACCCUAGGACCCACCCUCAGACGGCCCUCCUGGAGAGCUCCUGUGAGAAUAAGCGGGCAGACCUGGUCUUCAUCAUUGACAGCUCCCGCAGCGUCAACACCCACGACUAUGCCAAGGUCAAGGAAUUCAUUGUGGACAUUUUGCAGUUCUUGGACAUUGGCCCUGACAUCACCCGAGUGGGCCUGCUCCAGUAUGGCAGCACUGUCAAGAAUGAGUUCUCCCUCAAGACCUUCAAGAGGAAGUCCGAGGUGGAGCGUGCCGUCAAGAGGAUGAGGCACCUGUCCACGGGCACCAUGACAGGGCUGGCCAUCCAGUAUGCCCUCAACAUUGCUUUCUCAGAAGCAGAGGGGGCCCGGCCCCUGAGGGAGAACGUGCUGCGGGUCAUAAUGAUCGUGACGGAUGGGAGGCCACAGGACUCAGUGACCGAGGUGGCUGCAAAGGCACGGGACACAGGCAUCCUGAUCUUUGCCAUUGGUGUGGGCCAGGUGGACCUCAACACACCGGUCCACAUGUGCAGCCUCCGGAAGCAUAACUGUGCCCACUUCUGCAUCAAUACUCCUGGCUCAUACGUAUGCAAGUGCAAACAAGGGUACAUCCUCAACUCGGAUAAGAAGACUUGCAGAAUCCAGGAUCUGUGUGCGGUGGAGGACCAUGGCUGUGAGCAGCUCUGUGUGAACGUGCUAGGCUCCUUCGUCUGCCAGUGCUACAGUGGCUACACCCUGGCUGAGGACGGGAGAAGGUGUGUGGCUGUGGACUACUGUGCCUCAGAAAACCACGGAUGCGAACAUGAGUGUGUGAAUGCUGACGGCUCCUACUUUUGCCAUUGCUUUUUUGUCAAUUGUACCUCAAUAAAACUAAAAACAAAGAUAGACUACUGUGCCUCACCUGAUCAUGGAUGUCAGCAUGAGUGUGUUAACACAGACGAUUCCUAUUCCUGCCGCUGCCUAAAAGGCUUUACCCUGAAUCCAGAUAAGAAAACCUGCAGAAGAAUCAACUACUGUGCGCUGAACAAGCCGGGCUGUGAGCACGAAUGUGCCAACACGGAGGAGGGUUACUACUGCCGCUGCCGCCGCGGCUACACCCUGGACCCCAACGGCAAGACCUGCAGCCGGGUGGAUCACUGCGCGGAGCAGGACCAUGGCUGUGAGCAGCUGUGUCUGAACACCGAGGAGUCCUUCGUCUGCCAGUGCUCGGAAGGUUUCCUCAUCAACGAGGACCUCAAGACCUGCUCCCGGGCUGAUUAUUGCUUGCUGAGCGACCAUGGUUGCGAAUACUCCUGCGUCAACACGGACAGAUCCUUCGCCUGUCAGUGUCCCGAGGGACAUGUGCUCCGCAGUGAUGGGAAGACCUGUGCCAAAUUGGACUCUUGUGCUUUGGGGGACCAUGGCUGCGAUCAUUUGUGUGUAAGCAGGGAAGACUCUUUUGUGUGCCAGUGCUUUGAAGGGUAUAUACUUCAAGAAGACGGGAAAACCUGCAGAAGGAAAGAUGUCUGCCAAGCAGUAGACCAUGGCUGUGAACACAUUUGUGUGAACAGUGGCGAGUCGUACAUAUGCAAGUGCUUGGAGGGGUUCCGGCUUGCUGAGGAUGGGAAACGCUGCAGAAGAAAGGAUGUCUGCAAAUCAGUCUUUCAUGGCUGCGAACACAUUUGUGUUAAUCGUGGCAAUUCGUACAUCUGCAAAUGCUCAGAGGGAUUUGUUCUAGCUGAGGAUGGAAGACGGUGCAAGAGAUGCUCUGAAGGCCCAAUUGACCUGAUCUUUGUGAUCGAUGGAUCUAAGAGCCUUGGAGAAGAGAAUUUUGAGAUUGUGAAGCAGUUUGUCACUGGAAUUAUAGAUUCCUUGGCGAUUUCCCCCAAAGCCGCUCGAGUAGGUCUGCUCCAAUAUUCCACGCAGGUCCGCACAGAGUUUACCCUGAGAAACUUCAGCUCAGCCAAGGACAUGAAAAAAGCUGUGGCCCACAUGAAAUACAUGGGCAAGGGCUCUAUGACUGGGCUGGCCUUGAAACACAUGUUUGAAAGAAGUUUUACCCAAGCAGAAGGGGCCAGACCUCUCUCCGCACGGGUGCCCCGAGUGGCUAUCGUGUUUACAGAUGGACGGGCUCAGGAUGACGUCUCCGAGUGGGCCAGUAAAGCCAAGGCCAACGGUAUAACUAUGUAUGCUGUCGGGGUAGGAAAAGCCAUUGAGGAAGAACUGCAAGAGAUUGCCUCUGAGCCCACAAACAAGCAUCUCUUCUAUGCUGAAGACUUCAGCACAAUGGGCGAGAUAAGUGAAAAACUAAAGAAAGGCAUAUGUGAAGCUCUGGAAGACUCUGAUGGAAGUCAGGACUCCCCAGCAGGGGAAUUGCCCAAGAGGGUCCACCAGCCAACAGAGUCUGAGCCAGUCACCAUAAAUAUCCGAGACCUACUUUCCUGUUCUAAUUUUGCAGUGCAACACGGAUAUCUGUUUGAAGAAGACAGUCUUUCACGAUCUACACAAAAACUUCUCCACUCGACAAAAUCUUCAGGAAGUCCUUUGGAAGAAAAACCAGAUCAAUGCAAAUGUGAAAACCUUAUCAUGUUCCAGAACCUUGCAAAUGAAGAAGUAAGAAAAUUAACACAACGCUUAGAAGAAAUGACACAGAGAAUGGAAGCCCUAGAAAAUCGCCUGAAAUACAGAUGAAGAUUUGAAAUACUGUGUUUGUACGUCAUUGUAUCAAAGAUUACAAUCAAAAUAGUUCAGAGCCUCAAAGCUCAGGCUAUCAUUAAUUCUGUAAAGUUGUAAAGUAAAACAAUUAGUACUGAGAACGCCGGUUUGCUAUAAAGGCAAAAAGUAGACAUUAACUUGUAUAAAUUUAAUGAGAAAAAAAGUCCUUCAGAAUCCAAAAAUGACUUUACGUGAGAAAUAAGCUAUGCAAGAUGCUCUGUUACAUACUGCGGCUGUGAUUUGCUUUUGCCUGGUCCUGCCUUAAAGUGACAGCCUUCCCAUGGGUUUUGGAAGCCAAAUGAUGCCUUACAAACAAAAUACUUUGAAUAAGCUUGUUUAAAUAUUUCAAGACCAGAGUUUCCAUCAGAAUGUCCUCCCAAAAGGCAGUGUGGUAGUGGGAAGAUCGCAUCUGAUGAUUCUUUCCAAGUUAUAAAAGUUGUGAUUCAAAGUAUUAAACCUUUAUAUUUAUAUUUGAGUCACCCAUUUGAUUCCAAAAACAGAUUUUCAUUAGGACGUAAAGUAUUAACUUGGGUUAGAUGUAAUCAGUUCAGGCAUUGCUUCCAAUGAACUCAUUUUUACUUUGCUUUUUGUUAAGUCCUGGCUCCCUCUAGUGGCUCUAGACUGCCCCUGCUCCCGUUUUCUUUUAAGCUGUUAAAACACACUUGAUCACAGGGUUUAUAACUUCCUCCAACUUGCUGACGAAAAUGCCUUCAAGGGAAACAAAGGCCUCCAAUCAAGCCAACAAAUUUACAAUUAUUCCAAGAUACUGAACUUGAAGAUUGUCUAAAAUUUGAAAUACUUCUCCAUUUUCCUUGUUUUGCUAGAUCUGUAUGUCUCAGGUGUAAAGGUUUUGCAUUCCAGUUUGUGACCUUUCUAAGCCUUGAUGGUAUCAAAUGGGACUAACAGUGCUAUCUCAUUGGAUUGUCAAGAGGAUUAAAUGGGUUAACAUGUACACUAAGUAAAGUCUAACAUGUUUUAAAUGCU